AGACCCCGGGCUUUUCUACCACUCAGCCAUGAAGCUCCUUUUUCCUCUCUUUGCCAGUCUCAUGCUUCAGUCUCAGGUGAAAUCAGAAUUUGCGACCGUGAAAAGAUGCUUAGUGGGCUUUGGGAAAUGCAAAGACAGCUGCCUCGCUGAUGAAACCCAGAUGCAGCAUUGCAAAGCCAAAAAGUGCUGCAUUGGCCCCAAAGUGUCAGAACUGAUUAAAAGCUACCUGCGACAAGAAAUACCCCACAUACCGGAUGAGGACAUCGUAGAGAUGAUGAGAACGAAAAAGAAUUCCACAGAGGAAAUGCAAGGAAAACAAGCCUUAAUGGCACUCUUCCAAAGCCGAGCUGCCAAGAACCUUUUGUCCAAUACCAACUCUGCUAUGGGCCCAAACGCCUUCCCCGUGAAGUCUGUCACCACCAGGACCAGGAGACGCCGCAUGGGCGCUACUGCUUCCACCAAGAUGCACAUCAAACAAAGCAAGGAUUCUGCCAAUGCUGCCCCUCGGCCCCGACCUGGACCACCUUAGACAUGCCCAGGGCUCCCAUGGCAGUGGGGAAAGCAUAUUAGUGGGUAGCAGGUCUUUCUCCUGGGGCAUCAGGCUCCUCUCUGCUUCCACAGGCAUUAAAAUAAGACAUAACUGUUCUGUAACCCAGAAAUACAAUAAAUAGCAUUGACACCUCCA
Molecule: messenger RNA, 685 nt
Organism: Mus musculus (house mouse)
Lineage: Eukaryota; Metazoa; Chordata; Mammalia; Rodentia; Muridae
Gene: Defb23
Product: defensin beta 23
Exons: 2
Coding region: 29-529 (166 amino acids)
Biological process (GO): defense response to bacterium; innate immune response
Cellular component (GO): extracellular region
Source: RefSeq, marked validated